CCGAUUUCAGAGCACGAGCCGCCCUCUCCUUGGCGCUCCGCUCAGCUUCAUGGGCGCCUGCGGCUCCAAGAGUAGCGUCAGCGUCGUCGAGCCCUCCUCACUGAAGACCGUCCCGAAGCCCUCGGAGCUCGAGGUGGCUACGGCAUGCCCACCCUCUCCCGCUUCUGACUCCUCAGAGCCAUUUGUGACGAGCGAGGCCGAGCAACCUUCGGAAGAGCACCAGGGAGCGGCAGAGGAGAUCGUGUCCUCAGCGGUCGCGAUGGCGGUCAAAGAUGCCGUCUUUAGCGAGGACACUGUCGCGACCGAGUCCGCCGCCUUCGCCGCCGACACCGCCGCCGAGCCCGACGCCACUGAGACCAACGCCACCGCAAUAUUUGGCACCGAGCCCGACGCCGAGCCCAUCGCCGCCGCCCCCGAGGCAACGUCGGCCGAAUACACACAAGAUUCGGAGGAUGCCGUGGCCGGCGCCGCGGCGCCAGAGGCGCCAAUUGCAGAGGAGGCAGCAAAGACAGAGGAGGCAUCGGAGGGGCCAGCGACGACAGCGGAGGCUCUCGAGGAGCAAGUGGCGGAGACGCCGGAGGCUCCCGCCGAGGCGGCAGCGGCGUCUUCACACGAGGCCGAGGCUCUGCGGCCCGAGGAGUCAGCAGCGGAGGCUGCUGAGGCGCCGGAGGAGGCCGCAUACAAGGCGCCGCAGCCCGAGGAGCCAACGGAGGCUGAGGCGCCGGUGGAGGCGACGGCAGAGGAGGCGGCGCAGCCCGAGGAGCCAACGGAGGCUGAGGCGCCGGUGGAGGCGACGGCAGAGGAGGCGGCGCAGCCCGAGGAGCCAACGGAGGCUGAGGCGCCGGUGGAGGCGACGGCAGAGGAGGCGGCGCAGCCCGAGGAGCCAACGGAGGCUGAGGCGCCGGUGGAGGCGACGGCAGAGGAGGCGGCGCAGCCUGAGGAGCCAACGGAGGCUGAGGCGCCGGUGGAGGCGACGGCAGAGGAGGCGGCGCAGCCCGAGGCGGCGCCGGAGGAGUCGGCACCGGAACUCGAGGCGCCGAAGCCCGAGGAGGCGGCGGAAGCACCCGCAGAGGAGGAGGCGCCGCAGCUCAACCUGUUGCAGUCUUUCGCCAAGACGGUGAGCAAGCUCUUCUCGCCGCGCUCCGAAGGGGCGGUCGAGCCGGAAGCGGUGGCUGCUGAGCCGGACGUGGCCGCCGAGACGGACGCGGCGGAGGAGAAAUGCGACGAUGCGGUCGGCGCGGAGGUGUCCACCGUGUCCCCGCUGGUCCAGAUCGUGUCGCCUCGCACCUCGAUCCUCAAGGCGAGCGGCUGGGUGCAAAACUCCGAGUCCUUCCUCUCCAACCAGACGUCCGAGGCGAGCUCCGAGUCCGAGGCGGAGAGAGCGCUCGACAGCGCGCGGGCGGGCGGCGAGUUUGUGAUGCCCUUGCCGGAGCCGGCAACGUUGCCAGGCCCAUGCGGCGCCGUGAUGAAUGUGCUGCGCGACACUGGGAUGCAGACCACGAAUCGGCUGUACGAGCUCGUGCAGGACCGCUACCCCGGCGUGGUGCCGCACAAAAAACACCUCAAGCGGAGGGUCCUGAUGGACGCACUGAGGAACAAGGUCAUCAAGGUGCGCGCCACACCGGAGGCUCGCUUCAAAGACCACUGGGCAAUCCGGAGGCACGGCCAGAUUCGCGCCGCCUCCUCGCGCCGGAAGAGGUGGGGAUCGCCGAAGCGCUCCAGAGGACCGAACCACAACAAGAACCUGCCCGCUCUCUCGUAA
Messenger RNA from Emiliania huxleyi CCMP1516, 1762 nucleotides. RefSeq lists its product as hypothetical. The transcript has 2 exons. The record is from RefSeq and is a predicted model, not a curated record. The coding region runs from base 50 to 1762 and encodes 570 amino acids. NCBI's taxonomy places the organism in Eukaryota, Haptophyta, Isochrysidales, Noelaerhabdaceae.